Messenger RNA from Zea mays, 877 nucleotides. Its product is annotated as negatively light-regulated protein. The transcript has 6 exons. Bases 127 to 552 code for a protein of 141 amino acids. NCBI's taxonomy places the organism in Eukaryota, Viridiplantae, Streptophyta, Magnoliopsida, Poales, Poaceae. The record is from RefSeq and is a predicted model, not a curated record.
CAACAUAUAUCACCAUAUCUGUUUGUCUCCCUUCCCUUCCCUUGGAUCCAUACAGUACGUGUGCGUGCCGUGCCAAGCUUCUCCCUCACCUACCUAAAUCCAAUCCACUUCCUUUCUUUCAUCUGCAUGCACACUUCCUCUCUCUCUCUCUCUCUCUCUCUCUCUCUCUCUCUCUCUCUCUCUCUCUCCUUCCUGGGAGCCGUGUUAAUUGCUCUCUUGUUGUGGAGCAGCAGGAGCCGAGGAGGACGGCGGCGGCGGCGGCGAGAAGAGAUGGCCGACGGCAGCAGCAACUCAUCGGCGUCGGUGGCCAUGGGACAGGAGGUGCAGGCUUUCGUUGAGAACAAGUAUGGUGGAAUGGUGCCUAAGAAGCCUCUGAUUUCAAAGGAUCAGGAGCGCGCCUAUUUUGAUUCUGCAGACUGGGUCCUUGGCAAGCAAGCUGCAAACAGCGGCACCGCACGGGCUGCGACUGCUAUCGAAUUCUUGAAGCCAAAGCUAAAGAGGACGCCCCAUCACCAGCUUCCCCCUCGCAAGCCGACCUGUGCGUCCAGCUGAGCUCAAGACAGUGCGAAAAUCCAAAGGGCCAGGCUUACAAAAGCUCCCUGGCUGGGAGAGACGAUGAAGAGCGUUAUCAAGUUUUUUUUAGUUGGUUGCAUUGGUUAGGAAGGCAAAUUCAGGAUUGAUGAGCCCUGCAUUUGGCUUUGUUCGCAGCACUCGCUGAAUUAUUAAUUUAAGCAUGUGGGGGACAUAGAUAAAACUAGACUCCUGCUAUUAUAUGCUUAAUUGUGGAAGUGGUAGAUGACACCCAUCUGUUUCAAUGUAUCUUUGGUCGGCAGAUGAAAUGUAUCCUCUCUAUCUACUUGGCUUCUCCCUUUCUUUA